Mycotypha africana is the source of this 879-nucleotide messenger RNA. Its product is annotated as major facilitator superfamily domain-containing protein. Gene Ontology annotation, cellular component: fungal-type vacuole membrane. NCBI's taxonomy places the organism in Eukaryota, Fungi, Mucoromycota, Mucoromycetes, Mucorales, Mycotyphaceae. Gene Ontology annotation, biological process: transmembrane transport. The record is from RefSeq and is a predicted model, not a curated record. The transcript is spliced from 2 exons. The coding region runs from base 1 to 879 and encodes 292 amino acids. Gene Ontology annotation, molecular function: transmembrane transporter activity.
AUGUUUGGUCUGGGUGCCUCUUUUGUCAGUCUACCGUGUAUUGGUGCUCCGCAACAAUGGUUUUCAGAACGAAGAGGUUUGGCGAUUGGUUUAGCCAUGUCAGGUUCUGGUAUUGGUGGGCUUGUGAUCAACAACAUCAGUAUUGCUUUGAUCCGUUCACUUGGCUACCGAUGGGCUCUUCGUAUUGUCGGCAUUAUCGUGUUUGUCUUCUUGGUCUUUGCUUCGUUUGUAGUCCGACCCUUUGGUGAUGUAGUGAAGACGGGCGGUGGAAGAAAGCUUUUCAAUUGGUAUCUUUUCAAGAACCCUAUGUUUAGUGUAUUGUUUGCGCACGGUGUGAUUACUACGUUUGGUUACAUGACACCUUUCUUCUUGUUGCCUUCCCAUGCGAACGCGCUUGGUUUGAAUCCUUGGAUUGGUGCCAAUUUAUCCGCCAUCAUGUCAGCUAUUAAUGCAGUCGCAAGAGUGUUUACAGGACACAUGGGGGAUCGCUUGGGUCGCUUCAACAGUUUGUUCAUCUGUACGUUCCUCGCCGGCAUCAUGUGUUUUGCAGUUUGGGUCAAUGUGCACAAUGCAGCUUCUCUUUGGGCCUUUGCUGUCUUGUAUGGUUUCUGUGGAGGCGGCUAUAUUGCUUUAUUCCCCACCGUUCAACCUCAAAUUGUCGGUCUAGAGCAUAUUGGUCCUGCCAUUGGUUUAUUAUAUGCCACGAAUAUCUUUGGCUAUUUGUUUGGUACACCUAUCGCUUCCGUUCUCAUCAAUCUUACAAAACCACCCAAUUACGUGAAUGGUGCCCUUUGGGCAGGUAGCACGAUUGUUCUUGGUGCAUUGCUCGCUGGUGUGCUACGUAUCAUGAAGGGAGGUUGGACUUUAGCCAGAGUCUAG